AUGAACAAUAAAAUAAUCAUUAAAACAUCUCAUAAGUUUAUUGCUCCUUAUUUAGGUUUUAUCAAUUCAUUAUCACUUCUUUCUGGAGAUUAUGUUCUUACAAAAAAAAUAAAAUGUCGCAGAUUUUUAAAAAAUAAUGCAUAUGAGUUAAAAAAUACAUUUUACAAAAAAAAAUAUUAUGAAGAUAAAGCUACAAAAUCUGGUUUGGAGAAGGCAUUUUCUCAGCAUAAUAGGUUCAAGAUUUCCAUACUUGUGCCAUAUCGAUCAUAUUCAACUCUUCAGUCAUUUACAAAAGCAAAACAUUCAGAAUCAUGCUUAUCUAAAAACUCGCAUUCUUUAAAAACAUACUUAAAUUUAUGUCCUGUUUUAUAUGUGAAAUGUUAUAGAUCUUCGAGUCAAAAUCAUAAUCGCUAUCUUGCAGAUUUGGAAGAAAAAGCAAAUACAUACAUUGACGAUCCUAAACAACAAUAUGCAUUUUACAAGGCAUUAUUAAAUACUUAUCCUGAAUUCAUAAUAUCACAUUAUGAACGCUCCGGAGCAGCAAGAAAUAAAGAUUGUGAUUUGAUGUAUGCAAAAGCACUAGAAAAUACUGGACAGUUGGAAAAAGCGUUGAUUGUGCGAAGAUAUAUAAACACUGAUCCUCAAGAUGCAUCCUCUUCUAGCAUUGCGCAAAAUUCUAACAAUAUUUUUUCAAAUACUCAAGAAAAAUCAAAAAAUACUUUUAAUAAACACUCUUCAUUUAAUCUUCCAUACAAGUCUAUGUUCCAAUCCUUUUCAGAAGAUAGUAAGAAGAAUCCAAUUUACGUUAUCACAGAGGAAUCACGACAAGCUAAAAUUUUUAAAUGGGCUCGAUUUCUUUUAUCAUUUACUUUUGUUGGAUAUAUAUUUCUUUUAUUGUCUUCAAUAUUUGCAGAGAGUGCAGGUGUACUACGAUCAAUAAGUAAAUCUCAAGAUAUUGAAGCUUCUGGUGAUAAUUUACCGGAUGUGAAAUUUAAUGAUAUUUGCGGAGUUGAUGAAGCAAAAGAAGAGCUUCAAGAAGUGGUUGAUUUUUUAAAAAAUCCACAAAAAUUUACAGCACUAGGAGGGAAACUUCCUAAAGGUGUAUUACUUAUAGGUCCUCCUGGGACAGGGAAAACUAUGCUUGCGAAAGCCGUCGCAAAAGAAGCAGGUGUUUCUUUUUUUUUCAUGGGUGGUAGUGAAUUUGAUGAAAUGUAUGUUGGAAUUGGUGCAAAACGUGUGCGUGAGUUAUUUAAUAUAGCAAAAGAGAAAUCGCCAAGUAUUGUAUUUAUUGAUGAAUUAGAUGCUAUAGGGAGCAAAAGGAAUCCAAAAGAUUCCGCUUAUAUAAAACAAACGCUAAAUCAAUUAUUGGUAGAAUUGGACGGUUUCUCAAAUAAAGAAGGUGUUGUUAUUAUGGCAGCAACAAAUUUUCCGGAAUCUUUAGAUCCCGCACUUACUCGUCCUGGUCGUUUUGAUAAACACGUUGUUGUUCCUUUACCUGAUGUUCGAGGAAGACUUAGUAUUCUUAAACAUCAUACAAAAAAAAUAAAAAUAGCUCAAGAUAUUGACCUUACUAUUUUGGCUAGAGGCACUCCAGGUUUUUCAGGUGCAGAUCUUCAAAAUCUAGUAAAUCAAGCGGCAAUAAGAAGUAGUAAAUCAAAUUCUACAUCAGUUUCAAUGAAAGAUUUUGAAUGGGCUCGGGAUAAAAUUCUUAUGGGAACUGAACGUAAAAGUGCAUUUAUUACAGAAGAAAGUAAAAGAAAUACUGCAUAUCAUGAAGGAGGACAUGCUCUUGUAGCUUUAUAUACUCCAGGCGCAAUGAAAUUGCACAAAGCGACAAUUAUACCUCGUGGAAAUUCUCUUGGUAUGGUUAUGCAAUUACCAGAUAUGGAUAAAGAUAGUGAAUCUAAAAAAGAAUUUUUAGCCAAAAUUGAUGUUGCAAUGGGCGGACGAGUUGCUGAAGAGCUUACACUUGGAAAAGAAAAUAUCACAUCAGGAUCAUUAAGCGAUAUUCAAAAUGCUACUGCUAUAGCAAAAGCAAUGGUGACACAAUAUGGAAUGAGCGAUAAGGUGGGUCCUGUUGCAUAUGAUCAAGAUUUAUCACGUUUGUCAUCUUCUACAAAAGCACUUGUGGAAUCAGAAAUAAAAACACUUUUAGAAGAAGCACAAGCUCGUGCAACAAACAUUCUUAAAACACAUAAAAAGGAAUUAGAUCGGCUUGCUAAAGCUCUUAUUGAAUUUGAAACACUGACUUCUGAAGAAAUAGAAAAAGUUGUUCGUGGUGAAAAAAUUGAUCAUUUAGAGUAA
Messenger RNA from Pneumocystis jirovecii RU7, 2304 nucleotides. Its product is annotated as i-AAA protease YME1. The transcript is spliced from 11 exons. Gene Ontology annotation, biological process: protein quality control for misfolded or incompletely synthesized proteins; mitochondrion organization. The coding region runs from base 1 to 2304 and encodes 767 amino acids. Gene Ontology annotation, molecular function: metalloendopeptidase activity; ATP hydrolysis activity; ATP-dependent peptidase activity. The record is from RefSeq and is a predicted model, not a curated record. NCBI's taxonomy places the organism in Eukaryota, Fungi, Ascomycota, Pneumocystomycetes, Pneumocystales, Pneumocystaceae. Gene Ontology annotation, cellular component: mitochondrial inner membrane.